Drosophila miranda is the source of this 6622-nucleotide messenger RNA. RefSeq names its product nuclear pore complex protein Nup214. Gene Ontology annotation, molecular function: structural constituent of nuclear pore; protein binding. Gene Ontology annotation, biological process: protein import into nucleus; RNA export from nucleus. The record is from RefSeq and is a predicted model, not a curated record. Gene Ontology annotation, cellular component: nuclear pore. Bases 450 to 5576 code for a protein of 1708 amino acids. The transcript is spliced from 8 exons. Lineage: Eukaryota; Metazoa; Arthropoda; Insecta; Diptera; Drosophilidae.
GUCCUGCCUCUUAACUUAAAACAACCACGAUAUCUUUUACCUGGACUGCGUUAAAAUUCAUCAAGUUUCAUAAUAUUCGUGGAGCGUAUAUACCCACGGGUCGACAAUGGGCUAAUCGUUCUCUGACCAUGAUCGGAAAUCACAUUCGCCGGUUUUAAUAUUUGGUUGAAUAUGACAAGCUAGCUAGGACCUUCCGCAAUGAACGCACAAUUUUAUCCGAUUGAUCGAUAAAUGUUCUACUGAAUGACAAAUUUUAAGUAAUUGUUUUUAUUUGAUUGUGGCUAAAAUUGGGUUUAAGCAAACAUAAGUGAGCGCGGGUGAAUUAUUUCUUGUGCGGAACUAGUUCGAUAAUACCGAGUUUAAUAUCCCCACUGUGCAAGCAACUGCCGUUCAUUUUCCACGCUUGUGACUCGUAUUUGUUUCAUUUAAAGUUUAUAAAAUAUACGAAAAUGGCGCUAAGUGCUCCUGUCUGUAAGGAUACACAGGACUUUCAAUUUAAAGUGCAUAACAAGUAUGCGGCGUUCAAAAAAUGCGGCGAGCCCCGCAGCAAUGUAAAUCUUCUGGCGAUUUCCUGCAGCCGCGGCUUGCUCUUUGCCGGCAACCCGACGCAGCCGGAACUUAAGGUGGUCAUCCUCAAGGAUUUGGCCAAUUCCAACAAGUCGCUCGGCGAGCAGCCGCAGGCGAGGAGUGUACCCCUACCCAGCGUGCCCAACUAUAUCUCCUGCAGUGCCGAUGGCACUCUGCUGGCGGUUAACCUCACACAGAAUGGCACUGGCCUGCUCAACAUUUACUCGGUGCCGACAUUCUUGGCCGCGGAUGUGAAGCUCGUCUACAGCAUUCGCCUGGCCAGCGAGGACUAUAUACAUGCCGUGCAGCUGCUGUGGAAUCCGGUCUUGCCCGGAAGUCUGGCCGUAGUGCUGAGCAACGGUGCCCUCGGCAUGUACACCCUGAAGGAGGGGGACACCUUCGAGAUGCAUUCGCUGGACAAGAGUCAGCAAGUGAAGUGUGGCUGUUGGUCACCCAAGGGAAAGCAAAUUGUCCUGGGUUUUCCCGGUGGCAAGAUACAGCAGUUCAAGCCGGAUCUUACGCCAGCAAAGACACUGGUGUGUCCACCCAACAUCCACGAUGCUCCGUUCGACACCAUCGCCAUUCAGUGGCUCUCGACGUUCCAGUUCGCAGUGGUCUUCCUGCAGCAUGGCGAGGACUGCAGUCCCGCCCUGUACAUAUUGAAUGCCCCCAAGGGGGGAUCGCCCAGCUAUACCAACUACUACGACAUCUGCUACAGUCUCAACGGGCCACGGAAUCAUCAGUUUUUCUUUAACCAUGUGGCCCAGUGGAAUUUGCUUCUGGUGACAUCGGCCAAUGGCGUGGAAGUGGGUAUAAUGGGUACCUUCGAGUCUGGAGACACCCCCGUCUGGCAGCAGUUUACCCUUAUGGAUGAGGCGAGGAUCGAGCUGCCUCUGAGUGAGGGCACCCAAGAGGAAACCUUCCCCCUCGGGUCUGUCUACGACACAUCCUCCACGCACCAACUGACAAUCAACGAGCAGAAGCUCCCCACUAUGCCCAUGGUGCAUGUCUUAGGCACCGACGGCACCCUUCUAUCGUUUAACUUCCUGAAUCUACUCCAAGGUGCCCCCUCUGUGUGCUCUCCGCCUCCGCCAGUGUUUGACAGUUCGGGACAGUUCCGCCCCCUGGACACGCUAAUGCCAGCGGAGGAAAAGAAGGCGGCCACAACACCGCCAGAAAAGGAGUCGACUCAGUCCGUUCCCACGGACAUGUCGUUUGCCUUCUCCCCGAACACGGUGACAUCGACUCCAGCUCCUGCCAAGGACAAGCCGUCCUCGCUGUUCUCCGGCUUCGCUGCACCCGCAGCAAGUACUCCAUUUGGAGUUUCUCCAAUUGCUGCUCCCACCGCGACAGUAGCGAGUACCGCCUCGGCAUUCGGUGGGUUUGGUGCGGCCACGACGACUCCAGCCUUAGGAUCCAUAUUUUCCGCGCCAGGAGCGACCGCUUUUGGUGGUCUGGCUUUGGGUAAAUCCAACGCAAUGCCAGUGAGUGUGGCCAAUGCUCCUCACGCCGUGCCACCGUCUGCAGCUGCUGCGCCCUUAAACAAGCCCCUCUACACAGUUCCGCACACAUUUACGCCAGUGGCAACAAAGCAGCAACCGGCAGCGGUUCCCGUGUCCGUUGCAUCCAGACAGUCGCUGGAUAACACGGAGUCCAUCGUUAGGGACAUGAUAGCCUUACAGAUCGAAGCCUUCAAUCAGGACAUACAGCAGCAGAAGGGACUCACGACGGAGCUGCUCAGCACCAUUGCAGCUCCCUCGGCUCUCAAAAAGUAUGCCAAGCGCUUGGACGACCUCGAGGAGCUGAACGAGCAGGCCAAGGACGUGGAGUUCGAGUUGGAUGUGCAAGGACUGCGCCAGGGUCUAAAUGAGGCCUACGCCAUAGUGGCCGAGUGCCGUGGCAAGCUGGAGGUCUACGAGAAGCCCGACAUAACGCGGCUGAUGAAUUCGAGUUCCUACGAUCCUGCUGGGCGGCGCAUGCUGGCUCGUCUCCGGAGCUACGUGGCGGCCAACGAGGCGCAACUUCGUCUGGCCCAGCAGCAAUUGGAUCUGCAGUGGGACCAGGUCCAAGAUGUGUUGCGGCGCAAAACCAAGUCGAGCAUGCAUAUACCGCACCUGGAGGGGAUCUACCAGCAACUGACGCGGCUCCAGAACCUUGCCUCUGACCAGAGGAUGAUGCAGAACAGGAUCAAGGCCAAGCUCAAGGAGCAUGGCCUGCUCCAGACCGCACUUCUCGACCAGGACAAGAGUCGCACUCGUACCAAUGAGGCUGUAGAAACCUUAGCUGACUCGAUUCUCUCGAUGAGUCUUAGUCAGACGGUCGACACGAAUGCCGCCAAGCUCACACAGCACAAGCUCCGCCAGAUCCGAAACGUGGUGCAGCUGCAAAAGGUCAGCAUCAUUAGUCCCCAGCGUCCAGAUCGUGUGGGGCUCAAGUCCGAAGUUAUACUCGAGACCAAGCGCAAGGCAGAGAUAUUGAAAAAGGCCGCCGCAAAAGCGACUACUGCCAACAAGGCCACCCAGGUGGCGGCACCGGCACCGGCACCUGCACCUGCACCAACUCAAGCUCCAGCCGCUGCUCCUGUUGCGCCCCAACUACCAAAACCAACAGCAUCCAAGCCCGCGGCCAGCAUCCCGGCCCUCAGUGCUGCACCCAUCGCAACGCCAUUCGCCUUCAGCCAGAGCAGUCCGUUUGUGAAGACUUCGAGUGUGACCACGACAACCACCACGGUAAGCUCUGGAGAGGCUCCAAAGCCGGCUGUCUCUUUGUUCGGAGGGCCAAGUAGGUCCGGCUUGAGCUUUGGACCGGUAGGAGGUGGUCUUUCGUUUGGGGGACUUUCUGCAGCGGAUAAUUCAACUGGGGCCAAGCCGUCCCUGAUUGGAGGAUUUAGGAUUAGUAAGGAUGCCACAGCAAAGCCGGCUCCUGAGCCAGCAAAGGCACAGGAGGCCCUAGCGAAGGAUACCACACCUUUUACUGCAGAGGUGGAGCCAGCGAAGGCACCGGAAACCCCAAAAGCAGAGACUGCUGGGAAAUCCUUCUUCACAGGAUUCGGAGGAACUGGCACUCCCAGCUCCACGUUUAGCUUCGGAGGUCUGGGCUCUUCCCUGGGUUUUGGCGGCGUAGCAAAGACCGAUUCCAACGCCGCAGUGACGUCAUCAGCUUCUGGCGUUCCCCGUGGCUUGUUCGCCGCAGCUGCAGCUGCACCGAAGCCUAACGAAGGUGACACAGCGGUGACCAGCAACAGCACCACCACCAAGCCAACGGUCGCACCUGCUGCCACCGUGACUGCCGCUGCCGCUCCACCGUUGCCAACAAACAACAGCGGCGUGACCAGUACCGCCCCCAGCAGCUCUGAUUCCCUUGGAGGGCUUUUCGGAUCUGUCAAUAUAUGCAAGCCACAAAUCAAGGAAUCCUCCGGCGCUUCUGGACAGCCUGCAAAUAUCUUUGACAGUGGCUUCUCAUUUGGGGGACGAGGUGGAGAUGAACCGAAGGGAUUAUUUGCGACCAUCACUCCAGCCACAACAGCAACAGCAACGGCAAAAGAAACUCCUGCAACCGCAGCACCAACUACGAUAAAAGUGGAGCCAGUGAGCACCACAGCCGCAACAACUACAGCACCUGCACCAGCUGCAUCGGCUGCUCCGGCAACAACCACUUCAACUGAAACUAAGGGGGCUGCAUCUCCACCCAUAUCCACACCGGCCGCUGCUCCGCCAGUAGUGGUUGCGGUUCCUUCGAAUACGACUUCAGCUGCAGCGCCAGCGGUCACGCCUGCGACAGCAGUCUCUCCGACUGUGACCUCGAGCACAGCGGUGCCAGGCAGUACAUUCUCCUUCUCCAAUGCAUUCAGCAGCCUCAGCACCGCUCCGGCAGCCCCCGUCACAGCCACCAGCUCCAGUGCCUCUACAGUGAGCAAUUCAUCGUCUUCGGUGUUUGGAGGAUCCUUUACAGCAGCACCAGCAACAGCAGCGGAACCUGUAGUCAGCAAUCCAUUCCAGGCAUCGACAACGGCAUCAGCAGCAACCUCCACGAACCUUUUUGGAAAUGUGGCUAAGUCCGAGACCAGCGUGUUUGGAGGUGCACCUGGAACCAAUCCCACUCCUGCUGCAGCUGCUUCCCCACCCAGUGGCCUCUUUGCUGCAGCAGCUAUCAGUAAUCCGGCGCCUUUUGGCAGCCCUCCACCGGGAACGGCCGCCUCCGGGGGCAACAUCUUUAGCCAGGUCAACAAACCAAGUGUUUUCGGUCAGCCGUCUGCAGGAGCCAGCGGCGGUACGUCUAUUUUUGGAGGGUCAUCCGGCUCUCCAUUUGGAUCGACCUCCAUUUUUGGCGGAAGCAAUGCGCAAAGCCCUGCCAAUGCACCCACUGCCGGAAGUACAUCCAUAUUCGGUCAGAACGUCUUUGGGCAACCGGCGGCACAAACAGCGACCCCAGUGGCAGGCGGUAAUAUAUUUGCAAGUCCUGUGAGCGCCAGCCAACAACCGCAACCCUCUGCUUUUGGUGGAGGCGGAUCUAUUUUUGGCGGACCGGCGACGACAAGUUCUUCGCCUGCUUCUGGUGGAUCAAUCUUUGGCGGUGGCAGCAGCUCUGGAUUUGGUUCAUUCUCCCAGACUGCCCCUUCUCCUGGAGGCUUUGGCAGUGGCUUUGCUCAGGGCGCCGGAUCGUCAGUGGCCCAAUCCGGCUUUGGAUCACCCCAAACGCCACAGCAGGCUGCUCCGGGUGGAUUUGGAGCCAAGCCCGUAUUCGGUGGUUCUCCAGCCUUCGGGGCCAGUCCCACCUUUGGGGGAGGCGCAACGUUUGGCAGUCCCAAGGGAUUUGGCGGCUUUGGAGCCAGCCCUAACGUGGCCGCACCACCAGCCUUCGGAGCCCCUGCGAAACCGGCCGGCGGCAACAUCUUCGACACCUUGGGUGGUCAGGACUCUGGCUUGUCCUUUGGCAAUCUGGCCCAGACCGGCAACCCCAAUGCCCAGAAGCCAGCUUUUGGCGGAUCGAGUUUUAUGAAUUAUCGUUGAAUUUAUGUCCUGUCUCGUCCAAUUACUUGAUUUGUUCUUCCCGUUACGAUUAGGAUAUAACUUUACCAAUUAAGUCAUAAUUACAUCUAAAUUCUUAAAUAUAUUUCAGCACAAAAUUAUAAUACAUAUAACCAUAUACGCGAUAUAUUCAACAUCAAUGAGAUAUGUGAAAGAUUAAAGCCCAGCACUUCCUUGAUGGAGUCCGAUCACUGUCGAAUCGGACAGCGCCAGGGCUUCCUGUCAUUGCAAAAAUAUCCCUGAUUAUCCCUGAUCAAAAACAUUUUUCACAAAAAGCAAAGAAAACUAAAUAUGUAUAGCUGGGGAUGCUGGAAGGAUCAAUCCAAGGAUCAAGGAUAUUUUUCUGAUCCCAGGAAGCCAUGGAACGACCAGAUCGGCCACAAAUAACGGAGAAAACAAGAAAACAAAACAGGCCUGUUGUUUCCAAUUGUUGUACAACAACAACCCUCAAACUUGCGGCCGCUCAAAUGGCAGAAAACGAGAAUUUUCGAUCUGAGAUACCAGGCGAACAGAAGUCAGCAGAAGGUCUCCCUUUUGAAACUUAUUGGAAAUCCCAAAAGUAUGCAAUCUUUUUUUGUAUUCCUUAAUAUUGCUUUCUGCUAAUUUGUGUUCGCCUGGUAGCCCAGAUUUCAAAAUCGAAAAAUUUCGGUUUUGAGCGGAACCAAAUUGAGGGGAUUGUUGUACAACAACCGUAACUGGAUGUUGUUGUUGAUGGAUAACUCCGCCAUUUCUCGUCCGAUCUGGUCGUGCGAUGGCUUCCUGUGAUCGUAAGAAAAUCCUUGAUCUAAUAGAGUCCUUAUUGAGAAGGAUAUUUUAUCCGUUAUUUGUGGGCCUUUUUAACAGGAACUAUCCUUUUCAACGUUGGCCGACAGCCGUCCCUAAGAUACUGUCGCAUAUCCCGCUUGAGGCUGGGUUGUCAGUGGACCCAACAGAUACUUUUCAAUGAUACAAAAAUAGUGAUUCCAAAUCAAUUUUGUAAAUGUAUGUAUAAUACAUAUUGUCUCCAUUAAAAAUAUAUUUAUAUUCGA